Molecule: messenger RNA, 969 nt
Organism: Drepanopeziza brunnea f. sp. 'multigermtubi' MB_m1
Lineage: Eukaryota; Fungi; Ascomycota; Leotiomycetes; Helotiales; Drepanopezizaceae
Source: RefSeq, a predicted model, not a curated record
AUGCCUCCUCUCAAAAGCCUCCAAGGACUUCCUAUCAGAAGCAAACAGGUCAUUCCCUCUCCUCCCGCUUCUUCUCCGGCUCCAAAGCCUCCCAAAUUUCACAAGUUUUCCGAACUCCCCGCCGAAAUCCGCAUCAAAAUUUGGAAGUUCGCAAUCAGACCGCAGCUGAUCCAGUAUGAAUUUGACUAUAAACACGGAGCACCCCCCUUGAACAUUCCCAAGGUCAAACCAGGCAGGAUUUCGUGCACCCGAAGUCCUCGCAACUUGCUGGCCACCAACCACGAGGCCCGCGCGAUCGUGAAAAGCCUGAACCCGGACUCCUACGAAUGGAUCCAAGAAGACGAUCGCCUCCUGAUGACCAAGAAUCCGUCGACGAUACCAAUCCCAAUCUUCAACCCUUCCCUCGACACGAUCCUGCUCCAAGGCCUCCACGAGCUCGGCUACUUUAGCUGGGCAUACAGAAUCGACAACGAGCGGCUUGUGCAGUACCAGCAACGGAACAGGCACAUCCGAUCCAUAGCCAUCCAUAGCUUCCUAGAGGCCGCGUCGAUCGUUGCAGGCUCCCACGGCACUCUCUACGAAGCCGACGCCAGAGCGUGCUUCGGAAGUGAGUCGGUGCUAGGGGAACUCUGCUAUCGCGACAUGGAGCGCGGAUUCCUCAGCUACUACCGGCUCGAGGAACUCAUCAUUGUGUAUCCCGGCGGGGAAAAGUCGCCGGAUACGGAAGAUAUGAUGCCCUUGCUUGAAAGGGCGGAGAGAUUAGUGGUCGUGGGCGACGCGGAAGAGACGGAGAGGCGGAUAUCGACCUUCUUGGAGAUGUUCAGCGAGCAGUUGCUGUCGUCGCGGCGCGCUUUUUCUUAUUGGCACCCGGUAGAUGGAGAAUUAGAAGAAGUGGAAACAUCGGAGUGGUGGAAGGAUGCGAAGAUCACGCUGAUGACGGAAGAGGAAUUGAUGCGGAGGUUUCAAUAG